CUGAUCGGGGAGUUUUUUUUGUGAGGGUGUAACAGGUACGCAGGAGGAACAGGAUUGGUUUCCCUCCAUUCUUCACACACUUCCUCCAAGAUGAAUUAAAAAUCUGGGUCAACGUGACAACCAUCAUCCUCCACUGUGUGAGCCUACAUUUUUACUGUUUGUUUAAAUCCAUUGCACUGAGUCUGUCGGCAGAGCUACUGGGAGAGGAGAGACUGGGAACACACAACACAGAAGUAAGAGAGCGACUGUGGAACCUGAAGGAGUUUGACAAACAUCAGAGGAAAAACUAAAAGAAGAAGAACGGAUCAGACGAUAUACACCGAGGACAGCACACAGGGUUAUCAGAGAGAUGCUCCACCUGGACAUGUAUCAUCUGUUGGUGCUGUUGCUGUUGUGCAGCUCAGGACUGCAGGCUGAAGGAGAACACACCUCAAGAGAGUCUUUCAGGUUGGUGGGAAGACCCAGUCGCUGUGCAGGAACACUGAAGGUAAAAGAAAAUGGAGAGUGGAGACCAGUGUAUGGUGUAUUUUACUCUGACUGGAACCUGAAGACAGCAGCUGCUGCCUGCAGAGAGUUGGACUGUGGCUCUGCUGUUUCUGUAGAAGAGAGAGAAGAGUCCUCAGUCAGAUCUGUGUUGUGGAUCAGGUCUGACUGUGUUGAGUCUGGAUCUACUCUGAGGAAGUGUGUAGUAUCAGGUCCCCCUUACUCCAUCCUGGAUAUCACCUGCUCAGACCUGCUGCUUCAGCCCAACAUCUCUGUGUCCUCCUCCAUGGACGGGGUCUCCGAGGCUCAGCAGCAGGGGUUCCAGGUGUUCAGGGGCUCCACCUUCAACAUCAGCUGCUCCAUCCAGCCACAGUACCCAGGAGGCUCCUUCCAGCUCACCUUCACCUCCUCCAACUCAACACACAACUCCACCCACCCAGCUGUCAAUCACUCUGCCCACUUCCUGUUUCCUGCUGCAGAGCCCGCCCACCAAGGAAACUACAGCUGUGUUUAUCAACUCUAUAUUUUCUCUCAUAACUUCUCCUCUGAGAGCCAUCUGCUCUCUCUCACUGUGUCAGAGCCUGUCAGGUUGGUGGGAGGAGCCAGUCGCUGUGCAGGAACACUGGAGGUAAAACAAGGAGAAUGGAGACCAUUGAGUUACUAUUUCUCUGACUGGCCCCUGAAGACAGCAGAUGCUGUCUGCAGAGAGUUGGACUGUGGCUCUGCUGUUUCUAUAGGACAGAGAGUAGAGUCCACAUACAGAUCUGUGUGGAGGAUCAGGUCUGAGUGUGUUGAGUCUGGAUCUGCUCUGAGGGAGUGUGCAGCAUCAGCUUCCUCUUCCUACAUCCUGGAUCUAACCUGCUCAGACCUGCUGUUUCCACCCAACAUCUCUGUGUCCUCCAUGGACGGGGUCUCCGAGGCCCAGCAGCAGGGGUUCCAGGUGUUCAGGGGCUCCACCUUCAACAUCAGCUGCUCCAUCCAGCUACAGUACCCAGGAGGCUCCUUCCAGCUUACCUCCACCUCCUCCAACUCAGCACACAACUCCACCCAGCCAGGUGUCAAUCACUCUGCACACUUCCUGUUUCCUGCUGCAGAGCCCGCCCACCAAGGAAGUUACAGUUGUGUUUAUCACCUCUAUGUUUUCUCUCAUAACUUCUCCUCUGAGAGCCAUCUGCUCUCUCUCACUGUCUCAGAUCCAUCAUCAGAUCAACCAUCAGAUCCACCAGAUCCAUCAUCAGAUCCAUCAUCAGAACCAUCACCAGAUCCACCAGAUCCAUCAUCAGAUCCAUCAUCAGAACCAUCAUCAGAUCCAUCAGAUCCAUCAGAUCCAUCACCAGAUCCAUCAACAGAUCCAUCAUCAGAUCCAUCAGAUCCAUCAGAUCUACCAGGUCCGGCACCUUUUAUCAUCGGAGUGGUCGUGUUGUCUCUGACUCUGCUGUUGGUGAUCACUGCCCUUUCCUUCUACUGUAAGGCCAGCAGGGGGCAGAAGUCGGACAGAGAGAACAUUGAACUGUAUGAAAAUAACCUGGGUGUUCCUGAAGCUGAAGGAGGGCUGACUGAAGAGGAAGGAGAGCAGCGAGCAGAGUAACACCUCCAAGGAUCUCAUCUCACAUUCAGAUAGAUUGUAUUAUUCAAGUUCCCUUUAACUGUUGUCUAAGCCAUAUAAGCCUUGUGUAAUAAUAGUGCGAGAUUGUCCAAGCUCUCAACGCUGAAAUAUGAUUCAGGGGACGUGAAUCGGAAAAUCCGACAUCCGAAUACAAAUGGAACGUACUAUAAUGAUUAUGAUUAAGCCUGUUAUGCAAAAUCAAAUUAUGAACAUAAUUUCUGUCAGGAGAACCUGGGCUAUCAGGAUAUGUAUGCUGCAGCGAUGUCAU
Messenger RNA from Sander lucioperca (pikeperch), 2357 nucleotides. Its product is annotated as scavenger receptor cysteine-rich type 1 protein M160-like. The coding region runs from base 350 to 2071 and encodes 573 amino acids. NCBI's taxonomy places the organism in Eukaryota, Metazoa, Chordata, Actinopteri, Perciformes, Percidae. The transcript is spliced from 10 exons. Gene Ontology annotation, cellular component: membrane. The record is from RefSeq and is a predicted model, not a curated record.